This is a messenger RNA of Bactrocera neohumeralis, 1674 nucleotides long. RefSeq lists its product as uncharacterized. Bases 1 to 1653 code for a protein of 550 amino acids. The record is from RefSeq and is a predicted model, not a curated record. Lineage: Eukaryota; Metazoa; Arthropoda; Insecta; Diptera; Tephritidae. The transcript is spliced from 4 exons.
AUGCUUAAAGAUGGCAUUAUUUUUAAUAGCACGUCAUCGUACAAUGACAUAGUUCAAUAUAGAUCCGGAAUGCGCAUGAGACAUGUAGAUGCAUUAAGUCGCGUAUAUUGUUUACUGAUUGAGGACUCGUUAAAGUUUAGAUUGAAGGAAGCUCAGUUGCAAGACGAUUGGAUUAGAGCGGUAAAGAAAGCGUUAGAGAAUGGGCUCUAUGAGAAGUUUUAUAUAAGAAAUGAGUUAGUAUGUUACUAUCCCAUCAAGGAAUUAUUAGUUGUACCCUCGGGCAUGGAAGAGGAGAUUAUAAAGUUUGCACACAGGCAAGGACACUUUGCAGUUAAGAAAAUCGAAGAGAUUUUAAAGCGUAGUAUGGGGAUAGCACCCUUCAAAAUACUUACAGGUCUGAAUAUGCGCACUUCAGAUAGUCCGGAAUUACUAACUAUGUUAGACGAAGUAGAGGUUGAAGAGUUAAAUACGCAACGCGAAUUAGUGAGACAGGAGGCAAAAGAAAACAUAAAGUUGCUUGGUACUAUGUGCACAAAUUCAAAUAAUGAAGUCGUUAAGGAAAUAUUCACCAUCCUUUCUGGUUUAGCUGCUGAAUCAAGUUCGUCAUCGGAGGAUUUAGAACAAGAGCAGAUAGAGCAUCCAAAAUGCUCUAAUUUUGUGGACAACAUAGAUAAUUUUGGAGAUGAGGAUUUCAAAUCACACUUUCGUUUGAGCCGCACCACUUUAGAUUACUUAAUAGGAAGAUAUGAAGAAAGUGAACAAAACCGUUUUGCUACGAAGUCCGGAAAAGCCAAAAUUCCUGCUAAAACAAUGAUGUACAUGUAUGUAUGGUACUUAAGUAAUACAAUUACCUACAGACAACUAGCCGUAUUGUUUGGUGUAACGAAGUCAACAGCAUGGGCGAUUGUUCGUCGGGUUGUCGCGUGGGUUAUCUCAAUAGGACAUGAGUUUGUUAAGUGGCCAACUGGAGAUGCGUUGGAAGAAACAACUCGCAAGUUUUUACAAAGGAAACAAAUACCAGGUGUUAUUGGUGCUAUUAAUUGUACCCACAUAACAAUUAAUGCACAAAUAAAAGACAAACAUAUAUAUUUUGAUCGUAAACGUAAUUAUAGUGUUGUUGUGCAGGCCAUUGUCGAUGCUGAUAAAAAAUUUAUUGAUAUUUUUUGUGGUGAACCCGGAUCAUAUCAUGACUCUAGAGUCCUAAAAAGGUCAGCUUUCUAUAGAAAAGCGAAAAAUAAUAUGGAAAGUUUAUUUCCAAAUUCUACUUUUAUUCUCGGGGACUCGGCAUACCCUUGCAGAAAUUACCUCAUACCGGUGUUUAAAGAUUAUGGUUCGUUAACGCCCAAUCAAAUCAGCUUUAACAAAACACAUUCUUCAGCAAGAAUAGUUGUUGAAAAUGCAUUUGGCGCACUGAAAGGACGUUUCCGAAGGCUUCUUAAAUUUACGGAGCACAGAAAUUUAUGUGCACUUUUGAAUUUAGUUGCAAGUGCAUGCAUUAUGCACAAUAUAUGUAUUAUCACAAACGACGAUACAAUUAUUGACCCUCAAAUUGAAAGUGCCGACCCGGAGCCAGAACCUGCUAAUGAGCUGGCGAGAGAAGCAAGUGGAGAUCGUCGGAAUCAGUUACUUACAGUGUUAACACGAAGAAAUUAAUAAAUUUUAAUUAUUUUAAUU